This is a messenger RNA of Clunio marinus, 2150 nucleotides long. The record is from the annotation of a GenBank genome assembly. Lineage: Eukaryota; Metazoa; Arthropoda; Insecta; Diptera; Chironomidae.
AUUGUUGAAGAAGUUAUUGGAGAUAUCAGAACAAGCGUUUUGUGUUUUAUAAAUUAAAAAUAAAAAGAUGAUUACGUCUUGUCAAUAAAUUUAAAAGUUCAUGUUGCUUUCAAGAAGAAUUAAUAAUUUUAAAAGUAAGAGAUGUGUCAAGUGCUAAGAAAUAACUCGCAGUGGAACAAUUUAAAAACGAAAUAAGAAAACAAAUUCUGUAACAAGCAAAAAAAAAAUUAUUUUCCCACCAGGUGGACUUAAAUGGUCUUUGCGAUAACGAAAAAAACAGCAAGCAAGAUUGUUGCAAUUGUCGUCAACGCAAGCUGUCUCUUCAUAACACACUUGAGAAUUGUUUGAAAAAUUUACCAGAAAAAAAAACUUCAUUAGAUUGUAAAAUCAAGUUUGAGUCUCAACAUCAAUCAGAAAGAAUGGUUGACAACACAGAUUACAUUGGAAAUUUCUUAGGACCAAUUGGAAAAUGGCAACUCAGAACAAUUUUUCUUAUAUAUCUCACAAAAAUACCCUCGAGCUGGUUCAUGAGCUGUAUUAUAUUUACAGCACCAACUCCAUAUCAAGGUGAAAUUUAUUGCAAACCUCCAGUUGAUAAAAUUAAAGACAAUGUUCAGGAGUGGAUUAAAAUUGCACAUCCUAUCAAAGAAGAACAGACAGACCAGGAGGUGGUCAUUGAUUUUUGCAAUAUUUAUGAAGACGCAAUUGAUCACAUAAGAGAAUAUUACAACAACACUGAGCAUGACGAGAUUGAUUUGUUUAAGCCGCCUUCGCUUAACUCUACAAAAUUAAUUCCAUGUGAAUCUUUCGAGCAUAAGCCAACUUACGCUUCGAUUAUCACUCAAUUCGAUUUAUAUUGUUCUCGAAAUAUUUUGGUUGCUGUUACACAAUUUUGUCAUCUUUUUGGGGUUCUUAGUGGCGGUAUAAUUACAACAUUCAUGAUGAAUCAUUUCGAACCUCGCUACACUAUGUUGAUUGGGAUGUUAACUCAAAUAUUAUGUGGAAAUCUCACGGGUUUAGUCAACGUAUUUGAGCUUCACAUAUUUUUCCGUUGCUUAUCUGCUGUUUGUUGUGGUCUUAUGUACACUGCUGGAGGAUUAAUCUUCACAGACAUAACAAGUGGAAAAUAUAAAAUCAUAGCAGUUUGCAUGUUUGAACAGUUUUGGUCGAUUGGAAUCAUGUUGUUGCCAGCGGUUGCUUCUUAUUGGGAAUCAUGGAGUUACUUAUACAUGGCCAUUUCUUAUCCUACACUCAUUCUGAUUUUCUUAUAUCCCUUGAUACCAAAUUCUCCCAGAUGGCUACUCAAGAAAGGAAGAAUUCGUGAAGCUAAGGAAAUUCUUCUCGAGGCAGCAAGAAUAAAUGGAAAAACAGAUUUUACGGAAGCUGAGUUGGAAAAACAAUUAGAAGUUCAAGCUGCAAGUCUUGCUGAAGCUCCACCAGAGCCAAGCUACUGGGAAAUGUGGAGAGGCCAAUUCAAAAACCUUGCAGCUUGCCAUAUUUCUUGGUCCGUCUACAUAGUUAUAUAUUAUGGAUUUUUGUUGAACGUUCGUAAUUUCGAUCGGACAUACUUAAGACAAAAUACUAUUAUUUGCGGUAUUUGUGAAAUUACUGGAACUUUCAUUGGGUUAUGGCUGAUAUUAAACACAAGGAGAAAGUGGCUAUAUACAAGCAUAAUUAAUUUUAUUGCCUCUUUCAUUUCACUAUCAGCUCAUUUAAUCCCCGCUAAUGUUACUCCUUUCCAACGUCUUAUUUUAUUGAUGGUAACGUCUAGUGCAUCUAAAAUUGCAAUCAGCUCAACGCUUGGGAUUCUCAUGACGUGUACAUCAGAAAUUGUUAGCCCUGAAAAGAGACGCCUUUGUAGUUUUACUUCAACAGUUUGGACACGCAUAUGGCUUCUUUCUGCACCUUUUGUCGGUGCCACAAGUGUGUUUGGUCAACUUGUUCCACAAACGAUUAUGGCUGUUCUUAAUAUAUUUGGAUCUCUAGUAACAUCACUGAUUGACACUCCACGUUCAGUUGAGAAGAAGGAAGAAGACGUUUACAUUUUUUAUCCUAAAGAAAUUCCUGUACCGGAAAUCUGGUUGUCAGGUUAUAAAGAAUAUAAAACUCAUCUAUAAUUAGUUUAACAAAAACCCUUAACAAAACUAUGU